Folsomia candida is the source of this 3214-nucleotide messenger RNA. RefSeq lists its product as uncharacterized. Gene Ontology annotation, molecular function: ligand-gated monoatomic ion channel activity. The record is from RefSeq and is a predicted model, not a curated record. Bases 587 to 2704 code for a protein of 705 amino acids. The transcript has 7 exons. Lineage: Eukaryota; Metazoa; Arthropoda; Collembola; Entomobryomorpha; Isotomidae. Gene Ontology annotation, cellular component: membrane.
AAAAAAAAUAUUGUCUACACGUUUGUCACAUUACAGAUAUUAUGCACCCCAACAAACUAGACACACGCUCACCGAAUUAUUUAUUUAUGCCCCCUCGGUUUAACGAGAACCCACAAAUAUUUAAGGUACCAUUCAUUCCCCCGACAUUCAGUCAAUUACGGGCCACCACUUACUUAAACCUUACGAUUAUAAUAAAAGAUAAGCCACUAAACAAAUUCCAUUCUUAUGAAAAACAGAACGUGCGCCGACACGCGAUUUGGUUUUUACAGUUUUCACUUUAAGGCUUACAUCGCACGAGAGACGUCAUCUAAAAAUAGCGGAAUUUUGAUCCUCAGUUUACUCUUUCUGUUCCGAGCCGCGACCCUUCAGUCCCCCGAGGAAAAAGUGUGCUGAUCAAAUUUUUAACAGGUGGUCGUGGUCGUGGUCGUCUUUGGUCGUCCCUCCGCAACCCUUAAGUCCAACGAGGAAGAAGUGUUCCGAUCAAAUUUUUGAUCGAUUUUUACCCGUAAAAACUAUCCGACAAGUGAUUUACUUCUUCAACUUUCUCUAUUUUACACUUCGAAACUUGUCAUACGUUGUUACCGAGAUGUCGUCUAAAAAGGGUGGAAUUCUGGUGGUCGGAUUACUCAUGGUCGUCCUCGUCCCCUCCGCGACCCUUCAGUCCCCCGGGGAAAAAAGUGUGUUGACCAAGUUCUUAACCGAUUUGUACUCUAGAUCGUCAAAAACUCGGAAUUGUGAGCUGUUUUUUGUGCGACAGGGUGAAAGUGAUUUUGAUCUUGGUAACGACGAACUGAUCGGUGGCGUAGUCCGUGGCGUGGGGGUGGUCGCGUAUUACAACGCGAUCUUAGAGACACAUACGAUUGGAAAUUCAUCAGAAAAAGUGAAGUUUUCCGUACCAAAUCCAAUCUACAAUUUGCGUGCCGCAGUGUGCAAAGCGGUCAUCGUGACGGUCCAGGAGGUGCGGGAGGAGUGGCUAACGAAAGUUAAAGAAACAAUUUCCCCCGUUUAUCUCCCCCUCGUCGCGAAAGAUGUGGAUCCCUUCGUGUACGUAACGCUAAAUCCCGCCCUGCUCGAACCGCUCCUACUUUCACGCGCACUUCCGGCCAGGACGAAAUACAAGUUGGGACUUUCCCUCGACAAAACUCGGGGCGAAUUGGUGAUCAGAUCUGUCUGCUUUUUUUGUGACGCGGGUGGCCCCGUCGUGCUCACCUUGCCCGCCCAAUCACCCGCUACUUUCGACUACUUUCCCGACUACGUCCUUAACCUGGAAGGCCACUUGUUACGCAUAGCCUGUCCCGCGAUCAAGUCGCGGAUUGAGGCGCUCCCGCCGUACGAAGAGGUCAACAAUGCUCAGCGGGGAAUGUGGAAAACCAUGUUUGAACAGUUUCUCAUGGUCAAAUUCAACUUUACGUAUAACGUUUUCCUCUCCGUGGGAAAAAGUGGGAGUUACAUUGGCGGAGGGGGAACCGGACUCGAGCUGGAGAAUGGAACUUGGAUCGGCACUGUAGGCGAUAUUGUCGCGGGUCGCGCCGAUAUCGGAAUUAUUACGGCGAACACGCCAAAAAGAGUGAAAGUUGUUGCCUUCACGAACUCCUUUUUCGACAUCAGCUAUCUCAACUUUAUCACGACGGAAGGGACGCGCGUCUUUUCUCCGGCCGCGCUCCUCUGGUCGUUCGACAUCUUGAUGUGGGCCUGCAUCGGGCUCUCGACCGUCGUGGCGUUCCUCAUCUUCAAAAUUAUUACGCGCACCAUGACCGCACUCGGACUGGAUAAAGGUGACGCCAUGAGUUUCGCGCGGCGCGGAAUUGUGAGCCAUGAAAAUUGGGGGAUUCAGCACCAAAUAUUUUUCGUGGCGACGAGCUACCUCGAUCAAGACUGCGUCCUCCCGAGGUUCACCCCGCUGCGGUGUUUCGUCGCGUUGUGGCUCUUUUUUACCUUGAUUAUUACCACCAUUUAUAGGUCAAAAAUGGUCAGCCUUCUCGCGUUCCCCGUUUUGGAAAAGCUUCCCCUAACUUUUGAACAAUUGGUGGCCUCUGAUUACCAAGUCGGCUUCAUUAAACAUGGCGAUUCUGCGUACAACACGUUGAAAGCUUCGACGGAUAAGGUGUACGUAACGCUUGUCGAUGAAAUGGAAAUCAUCACGGGAAACGGAUUGGAAUGUUUGGAACGUGCCGUGGCGAAAAAAUAUGCCUGCAUUGCAUACGCCUUCUCCACGAUUUACUUAAAGGCGAGAAAUUUGUCGGAUUCGGACAUUAGGAAACUUGUCUUUGCGCCGGAGUCAACGUAUAAUAUAUUUAUGGGCCUCGCCCUCGAAGGUGGCUCCAUCUACAAGGAAGGUUUCGAACGUUGGCUCGGCUGGACGCGUCCUUUCCAUCUCGCCGAUUUAUGGGAGGAGCAGGACAUGUACUACAACGUCCGCCUCCCAAAACGCGCCUGGUGGCUGGAAACCAAUCAAACGGACAAAUUGGAACAUUCCGACUUCGUGGAGAGCGACGACCUCACUCUGAAACACAUUUCCGGCGCGUUUUACGCCCUCGCGGGUUGUCUUCUCAUCUGCGCGGGAGUUUUUGUCCAGGAGUUGGUCAGCUAUUAUUGGGAGCGCGAAAUGGAAAAAGGUUUAAUCUGGGUGAGACUGAAGGUCAGAUUGAGGACGAUGGUGAAAUUGAAGAAUCGCAGAGUUGUACGGUUUAAUAAUUAUUAUUAGGUAAUUAAAUAGUGAUUGUAAAUAAAUUAAAAUAAUGGCAUGUAUUUAACAAGCAUUUCCCUCUUAAUUAGUUAGUAUUGUGUCAUUUUAAUUAUUGCAAUUAAUUGUAAUUAAUUUCCUGUAAUUUGUUGGUACAUAAAUAGUGGAAAUAAAUCUUGAUUUUGAAUGAAAAUUUAUUUGGCGUGGAUGUGGUCGCGUAUUACAACGCGAUCUUACGGGCGAACCCGGUUGGAAAUUAGUCGCAAAAAGUGAAGUUUACUCUUAGAAAUGGGGUUACGAUUAUAACCAAAAAGUAAACGAAUGUGACUCUACCCCCGUGGUUAUGAAUUUGUCACCAACUUGUUAUAAAUUUAUUAGCUCUGGUGACAAUUUAAUACCAAGUCGGUGAAACCUUAUAAUUAGUCAGUAACAAUUGUAAACAUUGGAUGACAAAUUUAUAACCACGGCAGUAGAUUCAUAUACGUUUACUUUUUACCUUUUGGUUAUAAUCGUAAAUUCCGUAAACUUAAU